AUGCGUGCCUCAACCACGCUUCUUCUGCUUUCCCUCGCCGCCGCAGGCGGCCUGACACUCGCGCCUCCUCGCGCAGCGGCGCUCCGCCGACCCGCCGCCGCGCUCGCCGCGCCCUCGCAGCUGCGGGCGGCCGCUCCGGUCGCGAUGCGGGCGCCUGCCGGCGGCGACGGGCAAUUAGCCCGGAUUGGCACCGCCUCCGCCUCCGCGGCGGCGUGGCUGCUGGUGGCCGCCGCCCGCACGCUCGCCGCCUCCACCGGCGUUCCCGUCCGCUCCGCGCCCGUCGACGUCGUUAAGUGGGGCGUCGGCGUCGGCGGCGCCCUCGCCGGAGCGGCGUACGUCCUCGCCUCGCGCUCCUCGCGCAAGUCCAAGCAGGCCGCGGCGGUGGAGCCCCCCGCCGCGCAGCCCGAGCUCGACGCCGACGUCGAGAUGCUCAACAGCCUGCAGGCCCGCAUGCGCUCUCUGUACGACGAGCCUGCGGAGGACGAGCCGCCAGCAGAGACGAUCUCCUCGGGCGGCACCGCGCUGCUCGAGCGGCCGGACAAGGAGGAGGCGGCGCCGGCGGAGGAGGAGCCCCUGCCCGAGGUGGACGAGGCCUUCCUCGCCGACGACUCCCUCGUCCUCGGCGACCUCGCGCGCCGCAUGCGCGAGAUCGCCGACGCGCCGCCGCCUGCGCCGCCCGCGCCUGCCGACGACUUUGGCUCCGGAGGCACGGCGCUGCUCGAGCCGCCGCGGUCGGAGGAGGCGCGGUUCGACGCCGACGCGCCGCCGCCCACCUUCCCGGACGGCUUCCCGCUCCGCGACUUCGACAGCGACGCGCCGCUCGACGCGCCCGCCGACCCCGCCGACCGGCUGGCAAAGCCGUCCGACGACGAGAUCGCGAUGCUCAAGCGGAUGAUGGGGGAGGCGUAG
Molecule: messenger RNA, 909 nt
Organism: Emiliania huxleyi CCMP1516
Lineage: Eukaryota; Haptophyta; Isochrysidales; Noelaerhabdaceae
Exons: 1
Coding region: 1-909 (302 amino acids)
Source: RefSeq, a predicted model, not a curated record